UAUAUAUCCCUAGAAAUCUCUCUCUCUCUCUCUGUCUUCUCUCUCUCUCUCUCUCUCUGCAAAGUCAUUUCUUCAAUCUAAUCCCUCACACACACACUCCCUCCCUAUCUCACCGACGACUGGAUUCGCGGCGGGCUCUUUCAGGCCACCUCUCUAGACCUAGAUCUCUCCAUCUCGUCUGCCUUCGCCCACCGCUCCUUGGAUACGAUUUAAACCACCCCCAACCUAACGCACCCCACUUUUUCUUUUUCUUUUUCUUUUUCUUUUUCUUUUUUCCUUUUUCUCUUUGUCUUUUAUUCUAUUAAAAAUGUUUUUCCAUUUUCGUCAUUUUGCCUUUUUUUUUCAUCCCUACGUUACUUGUUUUCAUUUACCAUUUAACCCAACCAACCAAUGAGUCUUUUUAGCCUCUUUUAUCGACCUUUUUCUUCUGCUUAUCCCCCCGAUGAAACUGAUUUGACACUUUUACCCAAAUCAUCAACAAUUUUCUUUCACGCUUUUAGCCUUGCGAAACCGAAACUACUAGACGCUUUUGCCCCCCAUUAGAAACCAACUUGUUUAGUUUUUACACCCCAUUGUGGAAGUUGCUUUGGCUGGUGACGUGGUAUGAUUUAAACUUUAAAGGCUAGGAUGAGUUUCAAUCCCCGUCGGAUUUUGACGCCUGGCGCGUCAAGAAAGCGUAAAGAGAGAGAAUCUUUAUUCUCAAAAAAAUCGUCGGCUGCUCCCGCUUCGGCUCAAGCCGCUGCUCCAACAACAGCUCCGAAGCCCGAUGAACCGCUCUCGUCAAACCGGCUGUUAGCCGGGUACAUGGCGUACGAAUUCUUGACCAAGGGUACCCUAUUUGGGCAGAAGUACGACCCGGAUCGAGCCUCGGCCGAGCCCCUGGCGAGCUCCUCAGCCGAGUCGAAGAGGUCGAAGCAGGAAGCCGAGCCGAGCGUCAAGAAGGAGCACCAGAGCUACGCUGUGGUGGCGAGCGUACUGAAGACGGAUGGGGCCCACAUUCCAGGGAUUGUCAACCCCACUCAACUCGCUCGGUGGAUUCAGAUGUGACCCGCGAUGGGUGCGGCUACGUGGGUUCGCGGACGUGUCAACCUUUGAUUGGCGGCACAGUAUCGUCCACGUCAGAGGAAGUUCAUGCCUUAAGCGCGUGAAUGUACUUUGCGUCUUCUAUCUGGAGGUGGGGGUGAGUCCUGUAUCGGCACCAAAACCCGGUGAAAGCAUUAAGUUUCCGGGAAUCUUGGAAUGUUGUUAUAGUCCGACGUCGUUCUCUCUAUCUCUCUCUCUCUCUCUCUCUCUCCCCUUGUGUGUUAGUUUUGUAUCUCUGUUGCAGUUUAAACUGCAGUAUGUAACUUUGGAGAAAAACCCCAUGAGAUCGAAAUCCUUUAAUGCUUUCUUGUUCA
Molecule: messenger RNA, 1397 nt
Organism: Corylus avellana
Lineage: Eukaryota; Viridiplantae; Streptophyta; Magnoliopsida; Fagales; Betulaceae
Gene: EDA6
Product: embryo sac development arrest 6
Source: RefSeq, a predicted model, not a curated record